AUGACCAGCCAUUCACUGACCAUAUGCUCCAGUGUUUCAUCACUGCCCACGUCUGAGGCACCAAAUAGCUCUCCCAUAUUGAAGAGUGACUCUUCCAGCUUGAGGAGGACCUCCCUGGUGACCCCAAACAAGCCUAGAAUUGUAUCACCGCCUCCUACAUCCGAAGCUCCUACUAGCUCUCCCAUACUGAGGAGUAGCUCCUCCGACUUAGAGAGUAGCCCUAUCCCAAUGGUUAGCUCCCACGUCCCAGGUAGCAGCUCCUCCAUCCUAAUGAGUGGCUCCCCCAUUCUGAAGAGUGGCCCCAUCCGGAGCAGUAGCCCGCACACCGCUCAUACUUCUCCCCUCACGACCACUGUGCCCAGUGAGGGUGGCCCCACUUCAGCUACCAAACACGGUCCUCGCAAGCGCCCACAUCAAUACAGCUUACUUGAAGAUGAUGGACUUGAGGAUAAUGGGUACUUUCCCACCAAGAGAUCCAAGACGUUGUUCACAUCGUUCACUUGUAAUCGCCCUGCUGAUAGUGCAGUCUAUUUCACGGAACGCAUGCUUGAGCUUUCUUGUGUCAGUCGCCGCACCUUCGCCGCAAAGAUGGAGUAUCAGCGCCUAUGCGCCGAAGAACUGUCACUGAUAACGGCCAUCGUGCAUGAUGAACUUGAAGAGUCCAAGGGCCAUAUGACUCAAACUGAUUUGCAAAUUGGUUCACUUCAAAACGAACUGUAUGAUGCAGGGGUGGCAGUGAUAGGAAGCAAAGGGAGACCCGGAAACCAAGUACAGAAGGAGGUUGAAUUUGGCAGGUUGUUCCCCGGCCGUGGUGACCACGAGGCUGAUGACAGCAGUGACUCCUAUGAUGCUUCACACAGUGAUAUGGUUUCCGAAUCGUUGGAAUGUCACGGUGGUAUUUGA
Molecule: messenger RNA, 903 nt
Organism: Suillus paluster
Lineage: Eukaryota; Fungi; Basidiomycota; Agaricomycetes; Boletales; Suillaceae
Exons: 3
Coding region: 1-903 (300 amino acids)
Source: RefSeq, a predicted model, not a curated record